ACUCUAACAACAGAAGACAAAAAAUGUGAGAAGAGUUUCAGUAAAGAUGGACGCCCUAAGAAUCACAAGAUGACUCAAAAUGGAGAGAAAUCUUUCACAUGUAAACACUGUGGAAAACACUUCACCAAAAAAUCAACGUUUACAAUCCACAUGAGAGUUCACACUGGAGAGAAACCAUUUACGUGUAAACAGUGCGGGAUGAGUUUUACCCAUCAGUCAGGUGUUGAGAGCCACAUGAGGAUUCACACCGGAGAGAAACCUUACAAAUGCAGUCAGUGUGAGAAAAGUUUUUCCUAUAAAAACGUCCUUAAAGCACACAUGAGAGUUCACACUGGAGAGAAACCUUACUCGUGUCAACAGUGUGGUAAAACUUUCACACAACAAUCAGGUUUUGAUGGCCACAUGAGAGUUCACACCGGAGAGAAACCUUACACAUGUAAACAGUGUGGAAAGAGUUUUCGCUCUGGAAGUUAUCUGAAGGAACACAUGAGAAUUCACACUGGAGAGAAACCUUUUCCAUGCCAGCAUUGUGAAAAGAGUUUCCCAAAUGCAAAACAACUUGACAGACACAUGAGAGUUCACACCGGAGAAAAACCUUUUGAAUGUCAUCAAUGCGGAAAUUUUUUCAGAUGUUAUAGUAACCUUAUUUCACACAUGAGAAUUCACACUGGAGAGAAACCGUUCACGUGUAAACAGUGUGGGAAGAGUUUUGCCCAAAAAAACACCCUUGACAACCACAUGAAAAUUCACACUGGAGAGAGACCAUUCCCAUGUCAUCAUUGUGAAAAGAGUUUUAAGCUUAAUGAUCAGCUUAAGAGACACGUGAGAAUUCACACUGGAGAGAAACCAUUCAAGUGCCAUCACUGCGAGAAGAGUUUUACCACUGGUGGUAACCUUAAUGAACACAUAAGAGUUCAUACCGGAGAGAAACCAUUCGUUUGUCAACAGUGUGAAAAGAGGUUUUCAGGAACAAGCCAACUUAAAAGACACAUGAGAGUUCACACUGGAGAAAAACCAUUCAAAUGUAAACUGUGUGAAAAAAGUUUUAGAAAUACAAAUAACCGUAAGGUGCACAUGAAAGUUCACACUGGGGAGAAACCGUUUGCAUGUCAACAGUGUGAAAAGAGUUUUAUGACUAAAAGUAAGCUUGAGAUACACAUGAGAGUUCACACCGGAGAGAAACCAUACACGUGUCAACAGUGUGGAAAGAGUUUCAGCGAUCUAUCAGGACUCAAGAGGCACAUGAAAAUUCACACUGGUGAGAAACCAUACGGAUGUCAUGAUUGUGAAAAGAGUUUCCACGAAGCAUCUGAACUUAAGAGACACAUGAGAACUCACACUGGAGAAAAACCAUUCGCAUGUCAUCAUUGUGAAAAAAGUUUUAUAAAUGCAACUUACCUUAAGAUACACACGAGAAUUCACACCGGAGAAAGCCCAUUCACAUGCAGUCAGUGUGGAAAAGAUUUCAGAGAUGAAAAUAAACUUAAGAUACAUGCAAGAAUUCACACUGGAGAGAAACCGUUCCCUUGUCACGGGUGUGGAAAAAAAUUCACAAGUGAAGACACUCUUAAGAAACACAUGAAAAUUCACACCAGAGAGAAACUUGUCGAAUGCCAGGAGUGUGGAAGUAAAUUCGCAGAUGAAGGCGCUCUGAAGAUUCACAUGAAAAAGUACACUGGAGAGAAACCGUUCACGUGUCCACACUGUGGGAAGUGUUUUACAUGGAAAUGUAGUUUCAGAAUUCAUCAGCGCUCUCACUCUGGAGAAAAGAGAUUUAAAUGUGAUGAGUGCAGUAAAAAGUUUAAAUCCUCAUCACAUCUGAAGAGACACAUGAGUGUUCAUGCAAAGGUGAAAUCUUAAUUUUGUACUGCUUGUUUUAAAGUGUUCAUGUCAGUAACAGCCUGCAUGUUGGUUUGAGAUCUCGAUUUGCUUUAAGUGUGGUUAAACUUUGAGAAAAUGUUUGGGUUUCGUAUGCCCCCAGACCACCUUCACAUUUUUAUUCUUAUAUUUAGUGACUUUUCAAAUUUUGUAAACUCUAUUAAAAAUCUGUUUUUUCUUGAUAAUGUUGAUUAUUCCAGAAAGCUGGUUAUGUUUGAAAUUGAAAAUGUGUUUAUGGAUAAUAUGUGGGCACAUUAACUAUUGGUUACCAGUAGGAGGUUGACUUAACCAACUCUUACCAAGUGUUUUGGAACCAACAUGAUCAGGGUAAUCAAGUUUUGGGUUAAUCAACUGAAAGUUCAGGGUUUCAUUGAUGGUAAGUUAAACCCACUUUCUUAUAUACACCAUAGUAAUGUUUUGGCUACAAAAAUAAUUUUUGCAUGCUGACUGGUUGUUUGGCACCUCAGGUGAACACAAACCUAUUUUUUAAGUAUUAACAAAUAGCCAACAGUGUUAUCCUUUACACUACCUUGUUAUGUAAACAAACUAAUUCAUUAUUCAUUUGAAUGCUUUCACUUAACCUAUGCUUUAGAUGUUCUUAGUUGUAUUUAGACAACCUUUUGUUUUCAUAGUUUUGAUUUGUACGUGUUAACUUUUUUCUGUUUGAUCUUUUUAAAGUAAAUCUGCUCGUUGUUUAAUUACUGUUUUUUACCUUCUUAACUCCCACCCUGAUUUAUCCAAGAUAUGUCUGUUGUUAUGUUCAUGUAUGUUGUUAAACUUGUUCAUGGUUUUCUCAUUGAUUUGGCUCAUUUAGAUUCAAAACCUCUGACUUCCUUGUCUCUUAAAGUUGAUAGAUAUGUAGAUCUGAGAAA
Molecule: messenger RNA, 2750 nt
Organism: Paramisgurnus dabryanus
Lineage: Eukaryota; Metazoa; Chordata; Actinopteri; Cypriniformes; Cobitidae
Biological process (GO): regulation of transcription by RNA polymerase II
Cellular component (GO): nucleus
Molecular function (GO): RNA polymerase II cis-regulatory region sequence-specific DNA binding; DNA-binding transcription activator activity, RNA polymerase II-specific
Source: RefSeq, a predicted model, not a curated record